AGGCAACUGCACAACAAACAUUUUCAGGACAAGAACUGGAGCAUGGCAUGUCCAGGUGGAGGCAUGCACUCACCAAAGCUGCAAAUUUCUUUGGAUGGGAUGAGAGCAAUCACAGGAGUGAUGCUGAAUUAGUGAAGAAAAUUGUUGAGAGCGUUGUUAAUUUACCAGUUUUGUCUGCUACUAAAUUUCCUGUUGGAUUACAAUCCCGCGUGGAAGAUCUGAUUCGAACUAUCAAAAAUAAAUCCACUGAAGUUUGUAUGAUAGAGAUAUUAGGAGAGCGGGGAUCUGGUAAAACAACUCUUGCCAAAGCGAUCUACAAUCAAAUUCAUUGGACAUUCAAGAACAAAAGUUUCAUCGAAAAUAUUUCACAUGUUAAAGAUAUAAGAGGGUUUCUUCGUUUACAAGAACAACUUCUUUUAGAUGUCCUAAAACAAAAGGUGGAGAUUCCUAGCCUUGAUGUGGGAAGAACUAUGAUUCGGGAAAGACUUUUAGGGAAAAGGGUUCUCAUUGUACUUAACGAUGUUCAUUACGAUGUUCAUUACGAUAAAAUAUUCGGCCUAAGGGAUUGUCUUAAAUUGUUAGUUGAAGGAACUGUUAUAAUCGUUACAACAUAUGGAAUAGGGCUGGGAGAUCAAGCUAAUUCUGUCUUUUGGUUAAAGGGAAUGAACACAGAGGAGUCCCUUGAGCUUCUUAGUUGGCACGCAUUUAGAGAACCAAAACCAAAAGAAGAAUACGAAGACCUUGCAAGAAGAGUUGUUAGUUAUUGUGGAGGAUUACCUCUAGCUCUUGAAGUCAUUGGAAGUACUUUAUUUGAAAAGACGAAAGAAGAAUGGUUCAGUUUAUUAUUUGCUCGAUAAAUUACAGGACUCGUUAUGUUCCAGAGAUAAUAAAAGUAAGCAUAGAAAGUUCACUGAAUGAAAUGGAAAAAGAUAUAUUCAUUGAUAUAUGUUAUUUCUUUGUUGGUAAGAGCAGAGCUUAUGUCACGAAGAUCCUAAAUGGUUGUGGGGUAGAUGUUGAUAUUGCAAUAAGAGUUCUCAUGGAGCGUAACCUCAUCAAAAUUAACAAGAACAACAAAUUUGGAAUGCAUCCUUUGCUACAAAAAAUCGGAAGAGAAAUUGUUAUUGAAAAUUCAGGAAAGGAUCUUGGGAAGAACAGGCUAUUGUGGUUUCAUAAGGAUAAAAUAUAUGGGACAGGAGCCAUGCAGUGGUUGCCUUUUACUGACAACGUAGGUGGUGUAAAUUUUGAGUACCUUCUUAAGAAAAUAAAAUGGAUCAGUUGGCAUGGGCUUUCUUCAGAGCAUGAUCCAAUAGCUAUUGAUUCAAAACGCAGUCUUCUUCGAUUUCUCAGGAAAAGACCCCAGGUUAUGACAUCGCUAAAAGUCCUUAACCUCAGUCACUCCAAGCAUUUAACUACAACCCCUGACUUUACCGGAUUACCAAGUCUUGAAUACCUCAUUUUGAAAUAUUGUUCGAGAUUGAGCAAAGUACACCAAUCUAUUGGAUCACUCAACAGUCUUAUACUGCUAAAUUUGAAAGACUGUACAAGUCUAAACAAUCUUCCAACAGAGAUAUAUGAGUUGAAAUCUUUAAGAACCUUCAUUCUCUCUGGUUGUUCCAAGAUUCACAUAAUGGAUAAAGAUAUAGCAAAGUUGGGAUCCUUGAUAACUCUAAUUGCUGAAAACAAAGCUGUGAAAGAAGUGCCUUUUUCAAUUGUAAGCUCAAAAAGCAUUGGAUAUAUAUCUCUACCUGGAUUUGAGGGAUUAUCUCAUAAUCUUUUUCCUUCUAUCAUUCGGUCUUGGAUGUCCCCAAUAAUGAAUCCCUUCUCUUGUAUUCAUUCGUUUUGCAUGGAUACGAAGGAUUAUACGAUUGAUAUUGCACCGUUUCUUAGUACCCUUGCAAAUAUUCCAAAUGUUUUGGUAGCAUGUGACACCGAUUUUCAAUUAUCUAAGCAAGUGAAAAAUAUUUUGGAAGAAUACUUUCCGAGUAUUACGGAAUCAGGAAUUUCAAAGCAGCACUUUAGAUGUUCUUUGAUUGGUGUUGGAGCAUACCAUCAAUUCUUCAAUGCUGUCAGCGACAACAUAUAUCAGGUAUUAGCAAGCAGUGAGUCUGGUGAUGUUUCUCUCCCAACUGUGAAUGAUCCUUAUUGUUUGGCCCAUAUGGGUGAUGGACACUCUGUUUCUUUCAUUGUGCCUCAAGAUCGUGACAUGAAAGGAAUGACUUUGUGUAUUGUUUAUUUAUCAAACCUUGAAAUCACGGAAAAUGAAUGUCUUAAAAGUGUCUUAAUUGUUAAUUACACAAAGUGUACAUUCCAAAUACACAACCGUGACACAGUCAUUUGCUUUAAUGAUGAUGAUUCACAUUGCAUAAUGUCAAAUUUAGAAUGUGGAGACAAUGUGGAGAUUUUUGUGAGUUUCGGUAAUGGAUUGGUAGUCAAGAACACAGCGGUGUAUUUGAUAUGUCGUGAAUCAAGGAACAUGGAAAAAGCGUCUGAGCCAAAGAAACAUUCUCUCAUUAGAUUCAUAAAGAAAGUGGUAAUGUGACUUCUGAUAAGUCAUCUAUGUUCUUUAAGAUCAGCAUGAUCAGUUUCAACUAUUUUCACACUCUUAUACAACUUCAAUUAAUUUCAAUACGAGUUCUUUCA
Vigna radiata var. radiata (mung bean) is the source of this 2640-nucleotide messenger RNA. RefSeq names its product TMV resistance protein N-like. NCBI's taxonomy places the organism in Eukaryota, Viridiplantae, Streptophyta, Magnoliopsida, Fabales, Fabaceae. The transcript has 5 exons. The coding region runs from base 830 to 2539 and encodes 569 amino acids. The record is from RefSeq and is a predicted model, not a curated record. Gene Ontology annotation, biological process: defense response; signal transduction.